AUGGCAGCCGUUGCUUCUAAGCAAUCCUAUUCGAUUGCCGCUGGCGGCUCAUCACCUAACCGGCACAUGCGCCGCCUCUCUGUGCGGCGCACUUUCUCCACCGGGCCCGACGUUUCGGCACCUCGGACGCACUGCCCAAAAGAUGUCGAUGCGUUCAGUUAUGACCCCGCUCAUCUGCUUGAAUGGAGCAUGCCCGACGGCCUCUGGUAUCGCCUGCCCUCCCGACUCCGGGCCACUGUAGCGAGUAUGCAACACGCUGGCGCAGCCGUCCUGACAGGUUUGGACCGCCUGCACGAGAUGAAAGAAGAACUGCAGCUCGACAAGUUCUCAGAGACCUCCAACAAGGAUGAAACUGAGGAUCCAUUCGAAUAUGGCAGUGGCAGCAUCGCUCCCGGGCAGCCAGGACUCGAAGAUCUCUUCGACGUCAUGACGAUGGAAGCCGCCAAAGCUCCACGUGGACGCCACGAUUCCCUCGCAACCCCAUCUCUUUCCACGCCAGCCUUGACUCCUUCGGACUCGAGCAUAGCCGUAGACUUCGGCGACUCAAACUCGUCACCUUCGACGCCUCUUCCAGCCACACCACUCCAGCUUCCAUCGCCCCUGGCUCUUCCCAGCAAGCCCUGGCAACAGCCAUCUCCGCAGCGGUACUCGAUGUCUGGGCCUCGGCCAGACGUGAAACUGGGCGCCGAGCCCAGCAACUCCAGCCUCGGCACGGCCGCGGUCCUCAUGGCCAACGGCAAGCUCUCGGCGCCGCUGCUGCCGCUGCACCCGCACGGCUUCAUGCCCACGCCGCGCCAUCCGCAUGCGGCCUACUAUGCGGCGGAGCUGGCGGAGCUGCGCUGCGUGGCGCUGGUGCGGCUGCGCCACUCGGCGCGCAAGGUCGAGUCGCAGUGGAUCGAGUGCAAGCGGGUGGGCGACGUGAUUAUCGAGGCCGCCAGGUCGUCCCCCGCUGCCUCGGCGUUCGAGCUCUCCGACGAGGAGCGCAUCGAGGAGCAGGUGCGCAGCGCGCUGGCGGUGGUGCGCGAGUUUGAGAUGUGGUGGGCGGGGCAGAAGGGCGAGGUUGGCGCGCUCGAGGAGCGCAUCAAGAGUAUUGACGGUAUUUGGGCGUAG
This is a messenger RNA of Aplosporella prunicola CBS 121167, 1110 nucleotides long. RefSeq lists its product as uncharacterized. The transcript has a single exon. NCBI's taxonomy places the organism in Eukaryota, Fungi, Ascomycota, Dothideomycetes, Botryosphaeriales, Aplosporellaceae. Bases 1 to 1110 code for a protein of 369 amino acids. The record is from RefSeq and is a predicted model, not a curated record.